Messenger RNA from Galendromus occidentalis (western predatory mite), 1995 nucleotides. RefSeq lists its product as uncharacterized. NCBI's taxonomy places the organism in Eukaryota, Metazoa, Arthropoda, Arachnida, Mesostigmata, Phytoseiidae. The transcript has 11 exons. The record is from RefSeq and is a predicted model, not a curated record. Bases 1 to 1995 code for a protein of 664 amino acids. Gene Ontology annotation, cellular component: membrane.
AUGGGUCGCCGUCGGAGUCCACAGUCGGCCUAUCAGCCGUACGUCAAGCGGAGCGGUCUGACAAGCGUCAAAGCUACUUCAUUCUUUCUGUACCUGGGUCUCGGAGCUGUUCUGCCUUUCCUCAAUGAGCAUCUCGCUCAACAGGGACUAAACGGCGAGGAGCGGCUGCUAGUGGAAGCGAUCUCCGCUUUGGCCACAUGCGGUCUCCCCCUGCUAUUAGUCAGGACCGCAGAGCAUGUUGGAUGUCACCGAGGAAGUUUCUUCAUCGCGAUUCUGAUCUCCGCCCUCGUUUACCCAGCUUCACUAUUCGUGCCCAAAGUCGAACGUACACCACAGGAUCCGAUUCUCGAAUUCGACUGUCGGGAAGGGCUGAUUGUGGAGCGCUGCCCCUCAUGGACUUCAUGUGCGGAAUCUGACCUGAAUCCGAAGGGCGCCGCUCAUUUCCGUCUCACGGACUGCCGUGUGAGGUGUCGUCCGGAUGACGAAGCCAUCAAUUUCGGACCGAUCAAUGUCUGCUUUCAACCCAAUAAUGAAGGUCUAUUUCCAGCUCAACACUGCCACGUCAUGGAGCGAGGAAACUCGUCCGUAAGCUUCACGUCUACUUUCUUGCCGUCAACCGCACGCUCUCUAGCUUGGACACCUGCAGACCCACAGGAUAUGCAGGCAGUAUGCGGAUUUGAUCUCAUGUCUCCCAUACAUUACAACGGCAAACAAUAUAAUGAAAUCAGCUGUCGUAGCGCGACUUCGAGCUGCGUGCGCUGUAAAGUCUCAAUAGCGGACUCUAAUGGAAAGCAAAUGAAGGCAGCUUCUUGUAUCCAAGAAAUCGGGGACCCUCAACUAACUCUGUGGUUGACCUUGACUCUGCGUUGUUUGGGCGAUGCGUUCGCACUAUCGGCGGUGGUUCUUCUGGAUCUCCUUGCCCUAGACGCCUCGCGGGAUUCCAUGACAAAACUCGGCUGUGUCCGCGCUUGGUGCUGUCUUGGAGGAGCCAUCGGGGCGGUUUCUUCAGGAUUCUUGAACGAUUAUUUCAAAAUUCACGUCCCCGGCUUCCAGUGGGCCCCUCCGGCCGUCAUCUUCACAGGCUGCUGCAUCGUUGUCGAAUCUCUGGCUUGUUGUCUCCUGCGACCCGUCGAGGGGAUUUCUUCGUUCUUCGUGGAUCACGGCUCUCAGCAUCGCCGGUUAUGGUCGGGGGAAUUGAUAAUCCUCCUGUUCUUGGUGUCCAUCCUCGGCAUCGAUAUUUGCUUGUUGGAGGGCCAUGUGAAACCCUGGUAUCUGACGAUGGGCGCGACCCAUUUCGAUUUGGGCCUCAGUUGGACCGUUCCUCUCUUGAUUGCGGUUCCGCUCAUGACAGCUGCGGACACUCUCUUGAAGGGAACGGGACGAAUAAACUUGAUAGUUUUCGCUUCACUUUUUUACGCGACGCGAAUGGGUGGUGUCUCAUUCAUCAGGUGCCUACGCUGGGCGGUACCAUUCGAAAUCUUGGCUUGCUUGACGGGUCCCGUGUUCUGGCUGGCGGUCGUUUCUUACAGUAGAAAAAUCUCUAGACCGGCCAACCGUUCCACAGUGCACGCUCUGCUCAACGUGGCUCAUUUCGGAGUGGGACGUCUCCUGUGCCUGGUGAUCGCAGCGUUUUCGAUCGAUAUGAUCGGUUUGCGAUGGACGCUCCGACUCGCGGCUACAGCCACCGCCGGCUUGGGGUUAACUUUCUAUAAUGUUUACCACUGUUGUGUCAGAGUCGCGCGGAUCCGGAGACUCCAACGGAGAAGUCAUCUCCAUCGACAACUAACAGGGGACAAUGGACAGUGGUAUCCUGACAGCGUGCAGGGCGAACAUAAUUGGCCCAUCAUCGAGCCGGUUCCUCCCUUGCUGAGACCGCGAUCGGCGUUGGCCAUACCUUCGGCCUAUGAUUCCGACGAAUCCGAAUACGAGUAUUCGUUGGGUUAUAAGAGUUUGUCCAGGUCGACAUCACGUCUUCCCCGACAGAGCCAAAUAUGA